Messenger RNA from Ilex paraguariensis (yerba mate), 2193 nucleotides. The record is from the annotation of a GenBank genome assembly. Lineage: Eukaryota; Viridiplantae; Streptophyta; Magnoliopsida; Aquifoliales; Aquifoliaceae.
AUGUUAAAGUCUUAUUACCGAGUGCGAGCUGCUUUCUGUGGAAGGUUCGAUUACGGGAAGGAAAUAGAGGCGGUAAGGGACCGCUUUCCUUUUAUGCUUCCCUACGUGGAAAAUGAAUCAAACCAGUUCUCCCUCGACCUGCAGGUUGAGUUCAUACAUUAUGAAUGCUUUCCUAUUCAAGACAUACUACCAAUUCCUUUGAAGCUACUACCACUACCGAAGCUGGCUUGCUUGUUUUGGUUACCGGUUGAGGUUUUGAAACCAGAGAAAGAAGAUCCGGUUGGGCUUUCUAGCGAUGGGAGAUUAGUCACCGGAAGACUUGCUGGCUUGCUCCUUCAAAAUAAGGUGGAUAAGACGGAGUUAAGGUAUGAUAAAAAAGAGACCGAAUUACAAGAGUCGGGACUACUUGGUCGUACCCUCAUCCUAAAAGGAGCGACCAAUGAAAAUAGAGUGACAAGUUCUAGGGCGAAGGACUCUGAUCCUGGGCUUUUGAACAUCAAGCUUGUGGACAGGCCUCUCUCUUCCUUCUUCUCUACUUCCCGCUCUUUUACCUUUGUUCACCGGUCAAUACCUAAAGCAGGUGUCAUUCCUGCUUAUGUGUAUCGUAAGAUUCUUCGAAGAGGAGAUGAUCCGAGGGUCAUUCGAGUAGUGCUCUCAAUUUGUGCACUGUCUCGUCUGAUUAAGGUUGUUCCGAAACGGGGGUUGAGAGUCAAUCCCUCAACCAUCCACAUUCCAAACUUCCAACUCGGAGAGCCUGCGCAGAAGCUCUGUGUUAAGCUACUAACAUCGGGCUUCUCGAUGCUAGGCGCGUAUGCUCCAGCCUAUCGGAAAAUCCCGUUGAGACUGGGAUUCUCCUUUAAGCCUAUGUUCACUUCCGGUCCGAACACAACCAAGGAUUUCCGAAAGGAGUCCUCUGUUAAGCUACGGAACAGCGUGCCACUAGCGGAGAAGUGGAAGAAGUUUCAAAUGACUAUCUACCACUCCCUGCCAGUGGACGCCUCUGCGCUUUUCACAUUGUUUAAGCCAGAGGAUCUCGCUGUUAUAGGAUCUCUAUGGUUCUCUGACCGGGAAAUCAUUCCUGAUUCCGGUUAUGAUAACCCUGUUGAUCCCGUUAAGGAAGGAACGGACGGUUUUGGUUGGUUGAUUAAUUCGUUACUGCCUCCAGCGCAAGCUUUAUGGUGGGACACGAUGGUUACCCGACCUGAGGCUGGACGCUUUGGGCGUAAACUUGAGGGGAGUGGUAAGAUUCGGCUGUUCGCGAUUGCGAACCCGAUCUUUCAGACGCUGUUAAGGCCUCUGCACGAUUGGGUUAUGAAGGUCCUUUCCACCAUUAAGAUGGAUGGGACUUUCAACCAGCUGGCACCACUGCACCGCCUUAAGGGUAUGAAGGAUUUAUAUUCCUUCGAUCUUAAGUCGGCGCAGGUAGAGGAGGGCCUCCUGCCUGUAGAUCUUUCUGGAUCUUUGCUGGCUAGUCUGUUCGGUGAUUCCUUGGCUCAAUCAUGGUGCUUUUUGAUGACCAUGGUUGGGUUUCGGAGUCCUGACAGACUACCAUCAAGGUUGAAGGCGAGAGUCUACCGGUUUACUCGGGGUCAGCCCCUCGGUUACUACUCAUCAUGGCCGGUCUUCACACUUACGCACCAUGCGUUGGUGUGGUUGGCCGCCUAUGAGGUGUAUCCAGGGCGGAGAUUCGAGGAUUAUGCUAUCCUCGGUGAUGAUAUAGUUAUCGCCGAUCGGAAAGUGGCGUUAGAAUAUCAGAGGAUCAUGGAAGAAGCACAAGGGGUAAUAUCGAAAGAGAAAUCCCUUGUGUCCUCCCGAGGUGCUUGUGAAUUUGCUAAGCGCUUUAUUAUUAAUAACCAUAGAUUGGACAGGACAGAUUGUAGUCCUGUCUCUCUAUCGUGUAUUAAGCUGUGCCAUGGAUUCAUCAGAGUGGGGAGUGAUCGUUUAUUCGACCACCUCUCGCUCCGAUGGAAGAGGCACUGGUUAACUCUGUUUUCUACGUCCGGCAUCCACCCUCUCCCUUUCAAGUUGUGGUUAGCAUAUCCUGAAAAGGGUAUUCUUAACUGCUACGAGGAAGGUGCAGUAAGGGCGUUCAUCCUGGGUCGUGUUGAGCCUAAAGAUUUAGACGAAAAGUCUAUCUCUGAACUCAACACAUUCUGGGUGAAUGAUGAUGAUAUGAUGCUGGAGAGACUUUGA